GCGCUGCAUAAACUCUUGGCGCUAUGGCAAUUGUGUAUAAUAAUAAUAAUAUGUGUUCUACAACACUGAUGUAAUUGAAAUAAUUAAUAUGUGCAUAGGUUAUGGAUCCUCUUCUCAUUAUCCAGGAUUACUCACAAUCUACAGAAUACUAUUCACUUCAUUCUGAUGUGUAAUCUUUUUUUUAUGCAUGAUGCGAAUGUUCUGCACAGACUUGUCAUCUAUAAAUAUCCAAUAGGACAAUGCUUAGGUUAUCCUAGGAUCGCCUAAUGUUUCCUUUGGCAGUCUCGCCUACUUGUAAUCUAAUGCUCAAUCCAAACUCAUGUUCAAAUAGCUCAGUUACAAUUUAUAGAUCUGAAGCAACAUCGAAAUACCAACACUAAACAAAACAUAAUUGUCUGUAAGACCUGAUUUACCUGUCAGUUUAUCUAGUCCAGUUUGAGACAGUCCUUACUGCUUCAGACCAAACUCAACGGGUGGUUUGGAAAGUACAUUCAGUUCAGACUUAGUUGAUCUUUAUGAGUUGUGCGCAGAACAGAUCUCAUCUAGAUUAUACCUACUGGUCUCUGCGACAGAUUCAUCAUGUCCAAUGGGCCGAAGAAAAAAAUUACCCAGAAGCUCAAAAAGACCCUUCCGGUCACAGGACCACAAGCUCCUACCUUGUAUGAGUUGAUGCAAUGGUACUGCUUGACCACCAACACCCACGGCUGCAGGAGGAUAGUGGUAUCUAAGGGUCGCUUAAGAAAAUGGAUAUGGAUUGUCCUGACUUUAAUAGCAGUGGCCCUUAUAUUCUGGCAAUGUGCUCUGCUGCUAAUGUCCUAUUAUAGUGUGAGUGUCUCCAUUACCGUCAACUUCCAAAAACUGACCUUCCCGGCCAUCACCAUCUGCAACAUGAACCCAUACAAGUACAGUGCAAUCAAGGAAUAUCUGACUGGACUGGAACUAGAGACCAACCAAGCACUAAGGGACAUAUAUGGUUUCUCCAAUCCUCUUACUCGUAGACGCAGAGACUUACAACAACAAGAGACUAUUCCAGAAGAUAAGCUACAGUACUUUAAAGAAAUCAAGUUAUUUACCAUUAAGAGUAUAAAUGGAAAUGAGGUUGUUGCUGAUGACAUUCGUACAGGUAGACGUUCCAGAAUGAAUGCCAGAGUGGUCCACGAGAACAGAGAGAGAACAGUUGGAAAUAUUGUUGGUUAUAAGUUGUGUGACCCAAACAACAGCUCAGAUUGCACAGUGUUCACCUACAGCUCAGGUAUCAAUGCCAUCCAGGAAUGGUACAGGUUACAUUAUACAAACAUCUUGGCCAAGAUUCCGACAGAAAAGAAGAUUCAAAUGGGUUACUCUGCUGAAGAACUGUUCAUCAGUUGCUCCUUUGAUGGUCAGUCUUGUAGUGCAAGGGACUUCACUCUAUUUACUCACCCUCUGUAUGGCAAUUGCUACACAUUCAAUGAUGUUUCAAGAGAGAAUCUGUUUGUAUCUUCUAUGGGUGGAGCAGAAGCUGGGCUGAAGCUUGUUAUUUUCAUUGAUGAAGAAGAAUAUAACCCCUUCCUAGUUACAGCAGCUGGUGCCAAAAUAUUAGUCCAUGACCAGAAUGAUUAUCCGUUCAUUGAAGAGUCAGGGACUGAACUUGAGACAGCAUCUGAGACAUCUAUUGGCAUGCAUCUGACAGAGUCAUCAAAGCUAAGUAGCCCCUACAGCGAGUGUACUAUUGAUGGAAGUGAUAUCUUUGUCCCGAAUCUCUACAACAAGACGUACACUUAUCAGAUCUGCCUUUAUUCCUGCUUCCAGCUCGAAAUGGUAAAAACCUGUGGUUGUGCACACUAUGACCAGCCAUUGCCAGAAAGAGCAAAAUACUGCAACUAUGAAGAAUACCCCAGCUGGAUUUAUUGUUACUUCAAAUUGCAUAAAAGAUUUGUGCAGGAAGAACUGGGAUGUCAGGACACGUGUCGCGAGUCUUGCAGUUUUAAAGAAUGGGCAUUUAUAAGAAGUGUGGCAGACUGGCCAUCAGUGAAAUCUGAGGAUUGGACAUUGCGGAUUCUGUCCUGGGAACUUGGAAGCAAACUCGAUAAAAACCUGACUAAAUAUGAUCUGGCAAACCUAGGCAUAUUUUACCAAGACCUAAACCUCAGGACAAUAGCUGAGAGCCCUUCUACCAGUCUUUCUAGUCUACUGUCUAACUUUGGAGGUCAGCUGGGUCUGUGGAUGAGUUGCUCUAUGGUCUGCGUCUUAGAGAUUGCAGAAAUUUUCCUCAUUGACUCCUUCUGGGUGGUCUUGCGUCAGAAAUGGACCAAAUUCAUCAGAUGGUGGAAGAAUCGUAAGGGACAAACAGAACAAUCUCCUGACCAACCUUCUUCAGGAAUGGCUGGUCGUGACAAUCCAUGCCUAACAGAUGAUGAUCCACCUACAUUUAACACAGCGCUACAAUUGCCUCAAGCCCAGCAUUGCGAAGUACCAAGAACACCACCACCCUUAUAUAGGUCUUUGCAGCUAGAAUCAACUUUCAACGAGGUGUCUCCAAGUGAAGAAGAUGUGUCUAUAGAAUAUAUGUAAGAAAUUCAUAGAGAACUUUUUGAAGAAAAGUCACUUAUAAAUUCUUACACUGAAGAAGCCAUAGUUCAAAAAAGAAGCUGAAAUGUUCAAAAGAUCUUGGUAGUAAAUGUUAUUUUUGGUGCUUGAUUGAAAUUCAAUGUACUAUCCCUCACAAUGUGCAAAAACUGAGUUGACAAUUUUUCACUGGCUGGUAUUGUCACUUAGUCAUAUAACUAUUGAUUAUUAAAUAAUUGUAUAAAAUUAAUGCUAAUUUGACUUGCACAGCUAGGUAUUUUUAAGUUCAGUUGAAAAUUUUGUUUAAAUCUGCUACUUGCAUUUUGGAUGCCUCAAACCAAAAGUUGCUCAAUGUCUAACAGUGUGAGUAGAAAAGCCUGUCUCCUGCCAGCAGCCUGCUCUCUGUAGGGAAGCAGUGGUCUUUCUGCAUGCCAUUAGACAUUGAUAACCUUUUGUUUUAAUGCACCUGAAGUGCAUUUAUCAGAUUUAAACUGAAAGUUCAAUCGUUUUUUAUUGAUUAUAUGAGCAAUUGAAAUAAUAUGGUGGAACACUAAUGCCUAUGUGUAGGCUAGUUGUAAUGAAAUUGAUAGUCCUUUUGGUACUGUAUUGAUUUACAAAUUCUGUAUUCUUUCUUAAUAUAUUACUUGUUUUAGCUGUUGUCAGGGUACUAAUUUCAGGCAGAGCAGAUUUUCGUAGCCUGAUAGUAACUCAAAUACGUUCUCUGGAUAUGAAGACCUUUAAUACAGAGAACAAAACCAAUGCCCAAUAAGCUUAGAAGCAAAUACAAAUGUUAUAACAAUACAUUUAACGAACAUCAACAGAAAGAAUAUACAAACCUUGUGGUGGACUCAAAGAAAUCCUAUGGUCUGCAAGGAGUGGUCACAGGUGCAUGACUAGCAAUCACAGGGCCCUGUAGCAAAACCUUUAAUGGGCCCCAACAGAAAAAAAAACACUUUUGUAUAAGACCCUAUUUGCAAUGAAAGUGACAAAAGACUGAAAAGAAUGCUGCAGUGUAAAAUAGAGACUGUACAGCAUGCCACACGGAUUGAAAGAGUUAAAAAAAAAAAAAAGAGGCAGUGUGGAAUAAGGAAUGUUCUGCAUGGUAAAUUAGGGUUGAAAAUGUUUUAAUAAAACAGUCAAAACACAUAAGUAGGACACUAUAAUAGAAAAAUUAAACAGUAAGUCUGCUCAAUGGCUAUUGGCCCAUAGCAUGGCUUACAUAUUAACAAUACAGUAUACAAACUGUGAGGAGUGUCACUAUAAAACACCAGAAAAUGUUUUAUCUGUCAUUCAUAUAAGAAAAA
This is a messenger RNA of Rana temporaria (common frog), 3848 nucleotides long. It is a transcript of the gene SCNN1G, whose product is annotated as sodium channel epithelial 1 subunit gamma. Gene Ontology annotation, biological process: sodium ion transmembrane transport. Lineage: Eukaryota; Metazoa; Chordata; Amphibia; Anura; Ranidae. The transcript is spliced from 13 exons. The coding region runs from base 580 to 2550 and encodes 656 amino acids. The record is from RefSeq and is a predicted model, not a curated record. Gene Ontology annotation, cellular component: membrane. Gene Ontology annotation, molecular function: ligand-gated sodium channel activity.